Molecule: messenger RNA, 1395 nt
Organism: Trypanosoma grayi
Lineage: Eukaryota; Euglenozoa; Kinetoplastea; Trypanosomatida; Trypanosomatidae
Exons: 1
Coding region: 1-1395 (464 amino acids)
Source: RefSeq, a predicted model, not a curated record
AUGCAGCAAAGUGUUCUGAAUGGGGUGGUGGACGAUGUGACAUCCAUCAUUUCAGACAUUGACGGCACGUUGGUGCACUACGCGGCAGUGAUGCGUGGGCUCGGGUAUGAGCCGCUAAGCGGUGAGGAACAGUCCCUUGAAGAAGAGGCAUACUUGCAGAAAGAGGAGGAGGAGCAACAACAGCAGCAGCUGCAGGAAGAAAAGGGAAUGAACCAUACACCUUUGUGUACCAACAUUGACAGCAGCGAGGAUGUCGUGCGGCGCCUUCUUCGUUGGCGCUACACACCGCAGGCGCGUCGCACACGUUUUGCCACACUGCCGAUGCAGCUGUGGCGCCACCGCCCAAGUGGGCGUGUGCUGCGCAUGUACGAAUUGUACAACGUAACCCUCCAAGGGGCCCUCAUCUCAGAGGAUACGGUGCUCCUCCUUGAAUUGCUGCAGAAUUUGCCACAGGUGGUAGUUACCGACGGCUGCGUGCUUCGGCCGGCGGACUCCGUCAUGGUUACCCUCAUCACCGGCGCACGCGUCACGACAUACCGCGGCCGCCGCACGAGUGGGGCGCUGCCGCAGGCCACAUACGAGGCGUGUGAAGGUGGCGGCAAACUGUGGUGCCGUCGUCGGCCCCAGACAGCCGUUAACGCCCCACCUGUUGAUGCUGCUGCUGCUGAUCGUGGUGACGCGGUCUUGCCAAUGCUGUAUCCGCACGACGCGGAGGUGCCACUCGACGCGGUGUGGCUGCAGCGCUUCAGCGCCGUCACGGGUGCAAGUGCGUCGGCUGAAGAGGCACCAAAGAGGGGGCCGCUGUGGGAGGUGUGCGAGCUGGUGCGUGGGGACGGCUUCACUGUCGACGACAGGGCGACGACAACAUCUUUUUUUAUCGACAUCGCCAACAGCCCAGCCGUGGUGAGCGGCGGCCGCUUCGCCAACGCGACGGAGGCGGAGCACUACUUGAUUCGGCGGUUUGAAACGACGUGGGGCCCGCCAUAUGGGGUCGUGAUGCACGUCAACCUGGGCAAGGGCCACGUGCACGCGGCAGGUUGCGGCAAGAAGGAGGUGAUGGAGUACAUUCUGCAUGAGUGCGAGGCUGCAGCAGUGCCGCGGUGUGUGAAGGCACACGCGGUGGCACUUUUCGACGACUGUAACGAUCUCCCCUUUGCAAUGGAGUGUGGUGUUGGUAUACUGCCAUCCGUUGCACACGAAAAGGUGCUGUGGUAUGGGGGGUGGGAAAGUACGACAAAAGGAGAAGCCCCCGCCGCUACAGCCGGUACUGCUGAAGCGCGGCGCCGAGCGUGGUUUCGCCCACCAUACGAUGGGCCACUCGGAGCGGAAUGGGCGUUGCAGCAAAUUCUCCUCUUUCUCAUGACGAAGAACAAGAGCGCAAAGGAGGAUCGCUGA